CUGUGCAGAUGGCUGUUCCGAUUCGCUUGAAGAACAUGCCUCAGCACAUCCGAGCUCAAUAUGGAUUCCCGUUCUCAGGCACAGAUUCGUCCAUUCAGAGACUAGAGGCACAAGACCGAGUUUCCAAUGACUGUGAAGAUCUGGUGAUGCUGAAGUUUCCUCAAACAAAAGUUAUCUUGUGGGAUCAUACAGCUACUGGACCUCCAGUCUUUUUACAUGUAGCUCAGUACAGAAAGCCUCAAAUUUCGAUUCCUGAAAAAGUUCUGCGUCUUGCUCAGAGACACAGUGAGAGUUGUGGUCAGUCAUGGAAUGGGGUUCUUAUUGGUUCCCUCUAUGUUGAUGAUGAUUGUGAAGGCGUGAGAUUUGAAAUUGAUAGGAUAGAUACGUCACCAAAGCAUUCCUCUGCUCUGAAUAGUCUGGCUCCAGGGGAUGUCAUGGUGCCAGUCAAGGUAUCUUUAAGUUCAGCUGCAGAACGAGUAGGAACAGUUGAAGAUUAUACAAGUGCUUUAAAGCUACUGAGGGAAAGAUGUCGGAGCAAAGACAGUGUUGAUCUCACCCACUUUCUCCUCACUAAAGGAUGGUUUACUUUGUAUAGUAGUGGGGAGAAGUGUGUUGCGCACCUGGAUUUCGAUAUUGUCACAGCAAGAACAGUUUUCAAAGCAUAUCCUGUGGCCUCGGUACCGAUCGUUCCCACAGCCCUGUCCAAGAACUUGGCUGGUCCGAUGAGUUUAAGUCAUGUACAGGGCACUCCAAAGAGUGGAUACCUUACCAUGGAUCAUACUCGGAAAAUACUGUUGGUGCUGGAAUCAGAUCCUAAAGUUUAUACUCUUCCAAUAAUUGGCAUCUGGGUGUCUGGUGUGACCGCAGUUCAUCAUCCUCUAAUAUGGGCCUCCUGUUUAAGAUACCUACAUAACCACUACAUGCAAGACAGAGUGUGCUGUCCCCCAGAACAGUUUCUUCUUGUGUUGUACAGUCCUACCCAUUCUAAACCUGAAUUCUAUGAUGUUAUAACAUCUACAGGGGACAGCAAACUAGACUUUGAUGUUUUCACUGGAUACGAGGUGGCUAAUAUAGCAAAGACUGUUACAAGCAUAUCUUCUGGUAUAAUAGACUGCGAUUUGAGUCCAGUUGUGAGUGGUCCAAAAAGAGAAAUCUUUGAUGCUGCUUUAUCCGAAUUCCGGGCACUUGGACCCGGAGAAAAUUCAACCAGAAAGACACCUCUAUGUAAUACAGUAUCAGAUGACAUCCUGCCAAGAUCAAUUCCAACUCCACACCAAGCCAAGGCUACACAUUUCCAGUCUAUGGUACCUGAGGUUUCUUUGAUUUUCAACGAUUCACAGCAGUCUACACCACUGUCUCGUGCCUUAGAAUCUAUUCCUGAAGUCCCCAGUCUUGAAUUAUCCACACCACGGAAUGAUUCUAGACAUACCAGUAUGAAUUCAUCAGGAGCACCAUAUAUUCAGAACAAUUCCAUUCCAAACUCUUAUGAUAAUCAACAGUACACCAACUCUAAUGGACUGUCCGAAGUUCCCUUCAGUCAGCAGAACUGUGUUCAGAAUCGAAUUUCACGGAAUGGCAUGGAGGUACAUCAAGGUUUUGUGCAUCCACAUCUUGUAGAAAAACAGUUUAGAAAUGGAGGUGUAAAUUCCCAGCAUAUGUUUCCAUCAGGGGUUAACUAUGCUACCACAAGUGUUGGCCUGUAUCAUCAAAAAGGAUGUGCAUGUGAAUUUUGUUUAAGAAACUCUGCAUUUGGUGGUGGUGGUCAAGGAUGCAUGGCACCAAAUAACCCAGUAAGUGUCAACACAAACACUAACCACACCAAUGCUGUGUCGUACAAUCAAACGAGAUCCAGCGGACCUGAUACUGUGUCUAACCAAUUUGUGUCUGCACCUGUCAGACCUGAUGCUAUGUCUAACCAGUUUGUGUCUGCACCCAUCAGAACACACAAUCCUAGUAGUGCUCAGCCAAGACAGUCUUUCCCCAUUCCCCAGCCAAUUAUGUCUCCCACAUACCCUCAGGAAUCUCUAAGGAUGCAUGCACCUGUUCAAGGACAGAUCUGUCAAAAGCAAUCAAUGUCUUUGUCGUGUCCCCAGGUCCAAAGCAUAAGGCACCGACAGAUUCAGCCGCAGAGCAUCAACCAGUCUCUCCCAGAAUUCCCUCAUCCAGCAUUGCAUCCAUCUCAGCCUUUUUCUCUACCUCCGCAAAGUAAUCCAGUGUAUGUGCAACAGCAUCAAAGAGAGCAGCAGCAUCAAAUUCACAGCAACUCCUUGAGACAUCCAUCAGUUUCUCAGCAGAAUUCUACCUCUUCAAGUCUCUCCGUGAAUACUCAAGCACAUUGUGGUUCUGUUACCCCACAGAUAAAUCAGUUAGUUGAAAAUCAUCUGCAAGGUUAUCCAGGAAAUCAUCCCCAAGGUUUUCCAGGAAACCAUCCACAAGGUUUUCCAGCAAACCAUCUUCAAGUUUUUCCUGGUUUCAACCAACAGCAGCAGGUUCAGAACGCAUCACUUUCAAGUCAGGAUCACACAGAUCACACAGAAAGUUCGUGCAGUGGGAAGUCAAGCGAUGACAGUGGUCUUAGCGUGACUCCCGACCGGUUGCAUCCCUCGCCGAAAUCUCACAGUCCAGGGUCUUCGAACCAGGCACACCUGUCGGGAUUCGUCCAGACUCCAUCUGUGGAUUCCAUCAACUGGGACAAGGUGCCUCCCGAGAUCUACCAGCUGAUCAUGCAGCAGAAUGCACAGUUACAGCAGCUCCAGUCUCAGAUGCAGGCACUCCUAAAAAAUCAGUCAACGUCUCAGGCAACGCCGUCCUCUCAGCACGACAGUUCUACAGAGACGACUCCAACUGCAGAAAACAUGACGUGCAAGAAACCCGAAACUUGCGAGAUGGCUGUCAACACGACGCUUUUCUCGCCAAACAAGUCGAGAUCUCGGCCAGCCAGUCUUCAUUCCAUACAAAUUCAGACGAGUCCACAGAAGUUGAAUUUUUCAUCCGGGUCCUGCUCUCGCACAUCGUCGGAACGGACGGGGGAAUUUCAUCCUGACAGCGAAACGCAGACGCCGGUGGAGAUGAGACACAAGGGCGUGGUUCAGCUAAACAGCACACAGAGGGAUGAUACGGACAGUGUAGACAUGAACCAGGCAGACAUAGCUGCGGUCGUGAACAACAUGGGCAUACAGAACCAGACCGUGGACAGCAUUCACUCGGAUAUCAUUCUCGACCUGCCCAGCUACCAGUCAUCUCCAUCAAGGUCUGAUGAAUGUAAAGAAGUUGCUUCGAUGGAUGACAGUAACAUGACCAGUCCUAUCAGUGCCAGCAUGUGUGCUCAGCAGGAAUAUGGUUACUCGUAUACAGAUGCUGAUGGAUUUGGUGCAGUCAAUCCUGCCACUUUAGAUGAGGAGUCUAAAGAAUAUUAUGACAAACUACUUGGUAACAUCCGGAAUUUCCUGAACACACACACUGUAGAUACAACUUACCCAACAGAAAACAGUGCUGCUGAAGGCGAUGUAUCUGAUGGCAAUGGUCAUGGACUUUCAAAGAUGGCACCCAGUGGUCUACAAUCGAUAUUACAGCUUCAGCAGUUUGGGAGUAAUGCUGACACGACAUUCAUCCCAAAGAUUAACUACAUGUCUGUGAUGUUUGACUCUGACUCAGACACAUCGGUGGACAUUAACGCCAUGGCGAUGAAGUACCUCAGCGACGAGCAGCUAACACACAUGAUGAAGCUUCAGCGGAACGCCAACAUUCCUAGAAAGACUGGGUUGUUACGACAGGUGCUCAGAGCGGAAAACAUGUCGAACGUUUCGCAGGACGUAUCACGGUUUGGAAUGUCUCCCAACAACAUCACGCUAGACACAAAGAAGUACUUAGAGAAAUAUGGACUCCUCAAUGCCAACGAAACACUGAUGGCGGAGAACACAAACUUAAUUGACCAAACCCUUCAGCUUAGGUUAAACUUCAGCACAAUAACCCCAGAAACAGGGUCCCCAACUCGAGCAGCCUCAGACGAGCAUUUUACUAGACCUUACACAAAUGAGAGAGGCGAUGCUGUUUUUACACCUCCUGAUAGGAGGAAUAAUGUUCGAAGGACACAUGACUUUGUAUCUGAUCACCCUUCCCCAGUUCAAAACUUUCCAUCUCCACAGAGAGUGGAUAACUAUCAAGGUUUAUCACCUGUCUUUCCGGUGAUGAAAAACCAGCCCAGGCCCGUUCAGGGUUCUCCAGAGUCCCCUCCUGUUCUUCCCGUGGCCAACAGACAGUACGCACAUAGGUGCAGUCCACCUCAAAGUGGGUCGGCCGUCUCCGAUCACUGUGGUUACCAGUCACCGGGGUAUGACCAGGAUAAUAUUUUAGAUAUUCAUAAGUUACGACAAUUACCAAAAUUAUUAUAGCCAUUACUAGUCAAAUAUUAUUUAUCACUUUGCAUUUUUAAAUAGCUUUUUUUUGUUUGUAGUGGAUGGAUAAUUUAAAACCAUUUAGCUUUAUGUAGAGUGUGCCAAAGACACAAACGAUUCGUAGUUACUUUGAGAUAAUACUUUGUGUACUGGGUACAUCUAUUUAUACAUUAGAAUCUAUAGGUUCAUUCUUCCAUUAAUUUCUCCAAACAAGCACUGUUUGCCUUUAAUAUGAAAUAAUGCAAAUGUAAUGUACGGAAAUAAUGUAGUUAGGUUGAGACUUUGAAUGAAUAGUCCAAGCACUCAAUUCCUGUUUAGUUUUUUUUUUAAUACUUUGCAUUUUUCUGUUAAAAGAAUUGUUCAUGAUAUCUGACCAUGAGCACCAAGUUACUAUUAAUAUUUUAUGUGCAUGACUUGCUCUGUACUCCACGUUUCUGUCUUGAGUUUUCAAACUAAGACGCCACUAAAAAAGGGAGUCACAGUGGUUAAGAAGAUGAAUUCUUUUAAUACUUGUCCUGACCUCAAACUUUGGUGUACUUUUCUUUAUUUAAGAUAAAGUGUGAACUGGUGGAUCACCAGUUAACAAACAUUUACCAUGACAUGUUACAUGCUUUAACAUUGACCAGUGACGUGAAAUAUAAGUGUUUAAAAAAUCUUACCUGUAUUAGGAACCAAUUUUCUUCCAAAACGAUUUCCAGUUAGUGAAAUAGUUUCAGGUUGUGAAUGGCUGCUCUGCAAAGAAUAUGUCACUAUUUUGCUUUAAAAAAUGGGUAACUUAUUAUCACUCAUGUAAGAGCUCAUCAGUGGACAUCAUAAAAUAUCAACUAUUCUAAAAUUUAACUUAUUUGAAACGUAAAGAUUAAGCGAAGUGAAGUUAAUAUUAGAUCAUAGUAUUUAAUAUGUCACUUGUAAAAUAUAAUAACUAUGUUGUACAGGCCAUCAUGCUAAAUGAACGAAUAGUAAUAUUUUGUGCUUUAUAUUCCAUGAUUUAUAACAGCUUUGUUAUUUAUUAAAAUCAAAAUUCAGCAAUAUAUGUAUUUGAACUAUUGCCUACAGCAAGAAUGUGUUUUGUACGAAACUCGCUCAGGAUUCCAACACAUAAACCACAGAACUGAAACAUUUUGUUUUCAUUUCAUUAUUACUGCUUGCAUUUAGAUUCGGUACUAAUACUAAUACUAUUUAAGAAAGAAUUGACAAUUUUAAAUGAUAUUUGUAUUGCAUUUUUGAAAACCAGAAUUGUCAACUGUAUUGAAGCAUUACAUGUAUGUAUGUGUUGAUUAAUUUGCUACAUUGUAUGCUGUUUUGACCAUUUGGCUUUGUUAUAAAUGCCAAUAGAUAAGGAUUUCAAGUUUGGAAAUAAGAAGUUGGAACAUGAAUGUCAUAUCAUUAACAGUUUUUACUUUCACGGCAUGAAAAUUCAUUAUCGGACAUAACUAGAAUAUUCUGUUUUAAAAAUCAGUUGUAAACUGAUGACGAGUAUGUUCUGUAUUGUGAUUGGUUAAUUACAUUCUUUUUCCAAGAUCAAAUGAAAAUAACACCCGGAAAGCUAAUGAUGUCAUUAGAAAGUAAUGUCAUUAGCAAUUGGAACAGGCGAAGUUGAUGAUUCAAGGGACUGCAGUUAGAUUAUAGCCAGGUAUUUUUUUUCUCAAGAAAUACCAAAUAUACAGUUAGUUCUGCAGAAAAACGAUUCAAUUUACAAUGGACAUAACCAUAUGGAGUUUUUAGAUUUGCGGGUGUUAUUUUCUAUUUGAUGUCCUCAAAUGUUUCAUUUUUUACCUCAAACUAACGCCUUCGCACAUGGGCCCUACUGUCAUAUCUUUCCAAUGUUUUCUCAAUUUGUUAUUUUUUUAAGAUGAGAUAAGAAAGGUAAAAAUAUUUCUUUGUGUUUGUAUGUGUUUAUGUAAUGUUAACUGACAAUGCAACCCUGGCCUAAAAAAAACUUGUUUAAUCAAAAUUAAAUUACAUCAGAUUAAUGCCAGUAAACAUGUUCUUGUGUGAUCUAUGGUUAAAAUUUGAAGCAUGAUUUUGUUUGAAAGCUUGCAGUUGAAAAUGAGGUUUUCUUUUUGCAGCAUGUGGUCGGCUACAUGUAAAAACCAAACCCCAACAUUUCUUCUACAUGCAGCUGACUGGUUGUGUUAAAUGUAGAAUUCAAAUGGGAAAAGGUUUUACCUUUAAUAAACAUCAUUUGAGUGGUAAUAUCCUUCAGCAUGCAAAAAAGGAGUUGAAAUCAUUUGUUUAUGUCAACUUUGAAACACCCAGCUAUUUGCUGUAAGCCAACAGAUUCGUAAAAAUCAACUUCUUCAUUUUUCUUUUUUUUUAUCCCAUAAAUUCUUUUAAUUAUUUUCUUGUUCUUGCAUAUAUAUUAUAUAUAUACCAACCAGUCAGCUACUAAAAUGGGUAGAUUUACAGUUAAACAAAAUUGUUUGACGAUUGUAGUGUACAUUGUUGCUCUUUUGUGCUUAUACUUCCAUCUGUGAUAUUUAUAGUGUAAUGAUAUUAUUUUAUUGAGGUUAAUGCUCGAACCUAUUAUAUCUGUAUAUGCUUGAUACUACUUGGCCUUUAAAAAGGCAUAUUAUUGCAUCCUGUUUUAGUUUUUACUUUCUCACAUAUGCACUAACAUUAAGUGACAUUUCUUUUUCAUCCAUUGUGUUAUUUAUGCUCAAUCAUUCUUUAGUUAAUCCCAGUAUAAAGAAUUUUACUUUUUUAAAAAUGAAUGUUAUUAAAUUAUUCUAAUGGUUUUAAAUUUGUGCUAAAUUCUCAAUCUACUUUAGUUGUUUUCACUGUUUGCAUACCAUUGUAAUAUCACAUGGGAUAUGUAUGAUCGAAUGAAUGAAUGUUGAACAACACCCCAGCAGCAAAAGAAUAUAAUAUAUCGGCCAAGUAUGAGCAUGUGGCAUUGUGAGUGCAUACUAGAUUACUCUACAUGAACUGCACAAUAUGAAACUACAAUAUACUGUGCAAAGCUGUAUAUGCUAAGAAAUGGUACUAUAUCAUGUAAAGCUUGUCAAUGUUACAUUAGUUUGCUGAAUGACUUGAUAUUACGCUAUACUAUUUUAAAGAUACCACAUAAACUUACAAGUGGUAUGCAUGGCAACUGCACACUCUUUGAUGUUUUGAUUGACAGCCAGUAGUCCUGAGUGCAACAGUACGGGAGUGUAUCUGCUAUCACCAAAGUGUGCAUUAACUAUGUAUACAACAAAUAUGUUUAUGUGGUAACUGACUUGUACCAGAGCUGGUUUAUCCUAGUAGCACAUGUAGCACAUGCUACGGGCCCUGUGCUUCAGGGGCCCAAUGAUUAUGUGUACAUCUAUUUUCCCCAGGUCAUUUUUCCCCUCUCGCCGAGGGGGUUGCAAAAUAUAUAUCCUUGGAAGGCUGCCCCGCUGUUAUUUGUGCUACAGGCCCUGCGGAUCCUUAAAGCGGCUCUGACUUGUACCAUACCCUGUGAUGUUGCAUAAUGGAAUAAGAAUGUUUGGCUUGGUGAGAGGUUGGGGUUUAAUACGUAUGCAGUUAUACAUAUCUAUUGCAUACUUUUGUUAAUGGGAAAACAACCUAAGUGUGGUAUAAAGUGAAAUAGACCAUGUUGUAUCAUUCCAAUAAGUGUCACAGGGUGGAAUUUGUUCUUCAAGUCCUAGUUUGUAAUUAUUCGAUUUUAUACUUGUUGAAUUUUGUUACAAUACUAGAAAUAAUGUUACUGGGGCAUUACCCUGUUAAGAAUUGUAUUGCACAAAUAGUUUUGUCUAGAACAGUAGGAUAUGUGUAGACAAGAAUAUAUAUAUUUUUUUAGAUUAUAAUGCAAAUGAGUUUACUAGUAGUAGUACAAUACUGAUAUAAUUUUUUUAAAGUAUAAUUUUAAAUGUACCUGAUUUCUGAGACAUCCAGUUCUUCUUAAUGAUGCCUAAAAUACAUUUCAUUGGCUGACCAAAAUGUUUUUUUAAGUACCAGAAUAAAAACCUUUUUUUAAUUUUAAAACUUAAAAAAAUAGAUAUUAUUAUUACAUGUGUUGUUAUAUAUAUUUUUAUUUUAUUUAAUUAUUGCUGAUUUAGGAAUCUUACACUAUAUAGGGUAUCUCUACAAAAAAUCAUCUUCCAUGUAUACCUACAUAUAUGUUUAGGCAGUCAAACUUGCAUAUUGAGUGGUGCUGCAGAUUUCUUGUUCAAACUGGUAUUCAAAAUACAAAUGUUCAGUACAUUUGCAAAUGUCACUACUGUACGAGAUCAGAGUCAGAUUUUCCCAUCUUUGAUUCUUUUUUUCUUUUUAAAAUUUUUCUUUUCAUUCAUUCUUUCUUUAAUUUUUCUUUUCAUUCAUUCUUUUAUUCUUAAAUAAUUGUUUGGCACCCAGUUGCCGAUGUGUU
This is a messenger RNA of Gigantopelta aegis, 8745 nucleotides long. Its product is annotated as SCL-interrupting locus protein homolog. Gene Ontology annotation, biological process: smoothened signaling pathway; protein localization to centrosome; mitotic spindle organization. NCBI's taxonomy places the organism in Eukaryota, Metazoa, Mollusca, Gastropoda, Neomphalida, Peltospiridae. The record is from RefSeq and is a predicted model, not a curated record. The transcript has 16 exons. Gene Ontology annotation, cellular component: centriole; centrosome. Bases 9 to 4391 code for a protein of 1460 amino acids.